Notothenia coriiceps (black rockcod) is the source of this 1159-nucleotide messenger RNA. RefSeq lists its product as uncharacterized. The coding region runs from base 46 to 792 and encodes 248 amino acids. Lineage: Eukaryota; Metazoa; Chordata; Actinopteri; Perciformes; Nototheniidae. The transcript is spliced from 4 exons. The record is from RefSeq and is a predicted model, not a curated record.
AAUGAUGUAAAUGAUUUUUCAGAUAACAGUUUAGCAGCUGCACUUAUGCAGCAAGCAAGGGCUGCAACAAAUGCACAAGUCCCUUUAGAUCUGUCUUCAGAUGCUAGGCCUGCUCCUCAAAGGCCUGCUCCUCAAAGGCCUGCUCCUCAAAGGCCUGCUCCAUCCCAAGCUGGCACUCCUCACCUGGCAUCCCCCUCCAGCCGGUCAGAACACCUUGAGGCAACACAAGAUUUCACACACAACACCAUAUUGCUGCUUUUGGACCUGACAAAAACACACCAACACGUGUACUAUCGCUCUAAACCCGGUUUUUAUAAAAUGAUACAACGGCAGUUCAGCAAGGAGGGAUACAAUUUCUCCUCAGACAAAAUCAGAAAAAAAUUGAACAACCUUUUGACCACAUACCGUUGUACCUCAACAGGAGAGGGGAACAUAACGUGGGAAUAUUAUGGGAUAAUGGACAACCUGUUUGGGAGGUGCGGUGUUGGGAGCGCACCACCAGGCACUCUUGUUUCCACCCCUCUAUUUCCCACUGCCUCACAACCAUCCACCACACUGCUGUGUGCCUCUGAGGGCCAGCCUGGUCCCUCCAUGACCCUGCCCACCACACUGCCGUGUGCCUCUGAGGGCCAGCCUGGUUCCUCCAUGACCCUGCCCACCACUCAGCCGAGAUCAAUCCGGUCUCGAGUCUCCCGUCCCUCUUCUACGACCUGUAUGAGGCCCAUUCGGAGAGGAGGGCCAGUGCACUGGAGACACUGGUGCGGCCAGAACAGAAGCACCGGAGAAGGCUGAAGGAGAUAAAUCGGAGGAGGUUCGAAGCAAAAAUGCUGACAGCGAUGGGAGAAGUUAUUACCCAAUUAAAGUGCAUUGGGAGCCAACAAGAGCGCAUUAUUGAGCUUUUACAGGACAAGCCCAAUAUGCCAUAAUUUCCCCCACACUGGGUAUUCCCAGAAUGAAUUAAUUUGUUUAUAAAGAACACCACCUCAGUUUGUUUAUGGAAGUAAUAUUGUUUAGAUUACUUAUUUAUUUUCCUCGUUAUGCAGUUGAAUUAUUAUAUCAGCCCUGGCAAUUGCCUUGUAAUAUUUGUAUACACUAAGUGUUCACAAUGUUUAUAUGCAAUGAUUAUUAUUUAUUUGCCAAGUACAUGUGAACAUAUGUA